Messenger RNA from Dermacentor silvarum, 693 nucleotides. Its product is annotated as glutathione S-transferase Mu 2-like. The transcript has 4 exons. Bases 1 to 693 code for a protein of 230 amino acids. NCBI's taxonomy places the organism in Eukaryota, Metazoa, Arthropoda, Arachnida, Ixodida, Ixodidae. Gene Ontology annotation, molecular function: glutathione transferase activity. The record is from RefSeq and is a predicted model, not a curated record. Gene Ontology annotation, biological process: glutathione metabolic process.
AUGGCUCCUCUAGUACUGGGCUACUGGGACAUCCGAGGCCGUGCCCAGGCCAUACGAAACCUAUUAGCCUACGUCGGAGUGGAGUACGAAGACAAGAGGUACAGCCACGGCAGAGGCCCCGUCCCAUCCCGUGACGAGUGGUUGGCGGAUAAAUACAAGCUCGGCCUGGACUUCCCCAAUCUGCCAUACCUCAUCGACGGCGAGGUGCGCAUUUCACAGAGUUUCGCCAUUAUGCGCUACUUGGGGCGGAAGCAUGGCCUGAUGCCCAAGGACGAGGACACCGAGCGACGGGUCGACAUGAUCGAACUCAAGGUCAUGCACCUGCUGAGGCGGGUGGCGGUUCUCUGCUACGAUAAAUACUACAGCGAGGACAAGCGGCAUAAGUUCCUGGUCGACGAGGCCGACACCCUUCGCCAGUUGGAAGCGUACAUGAUCAAGUACGGACCUUUCUGCGCGGGGAUAAGUGUCACUUACGUGGACUUCCUGCUCCAAGAGGCCCUCGAGGAUGUCAAGUUUCUUGGCCCAAUAUCGUUCCCCAAGAACUACACUUUUCUUGUGAAAUAUAGCGAACGCGUUGCUGCCUUGCCUGGACUCAAGGAAUACUUGUCCUCGGAUCGCUUCAAGGCCUGGCCAAUAUGCAGCGCCUUUGCACGAGCGCUGGGACCGCGGCAAACACCGCCCACUGAUGGCUAA